GAUUCAGCCAUUGUAUUUUUUUUCUGGCCACAUCCUCAAUUUAUUGUAGCACAUGUUUCGCUCGAAUACCGACAGAAAAUUAAUAGUUUUUUUCGUGGAAUACAUUUACCAUUAACAACGUCUAUGUUCUUCGCAGCUGAAUACGAUCGCGGAGUCGGGCGUACGUACGCACCUAGAUGAGCUACGCUUUGCAUUUUGAUUACACACAUACUGCGUCGCCUGGAUCUGGUUCAGUAGGACCGAGGAACUGAUUUCGUGAACAAAAAUGACAGAUCCCGUACCUCUUGAUCCCAAACUACGCAAUCAAUUGACAAGAUUUGUUCACACUGGGCGUGAGAUACCAAAGUACUACCCAGGCUGUUGGUUGUCUCAUAAAUACUUCGAAGACGACAAGUUGCAAGCCCUAAAUGAAGCCCUUCAAAAUAGAGCGAACAAUGUCGAAGUUGUGGAAGUCUUGUUGAAGACCGGCAAAGAUGGACAGUACACGCGCUUUGAGCCACUAGCUUUUGCUUUGGCAAAGUGCAUUAAACUUGGUUCGGAUGCCGUGAAGCAAGCUGCUUACAAGGCUGCAGCUGAAUUGUGUGUCACUCCAGAACAGCUAAUGAUCUUCAAUAGAUUUGCCAGGUCAUUGAAAACGGGCAAUGGUCGCGGAUGGUGCAAGAACGUCAAUGAGUGGUACAACAAGAAGGAUCCAAUGGAACUGGCCAAAGAGCUAACUCGUGUCCGAUCACGCCACGGACGCUCACACACCACGCUUCUGAGAAAAGCCCAUUACAAGACUCCUGAAAAUGAUGCCGCUCGCGACGCAGUGAUCAAGUACGCGAUUUUCGGCCUAAAACGGGCGAGGCAAGUAGUCGGCGACCAGGAGGGAGUGAAGGAGAUUUUUGACUAUAUACAAAAAGUAGAAGACAUGAGACAUUGUGAGGACCCGGUGGCCGCCGCCGCGCUGGCGAUGAAAUUUCAGUUUACUAUUGAUCAUGUCCCUGGACACUUGCUUACAUCACACGAAGUAUGGAACGCAAUUCUCCCGCAGUUCUCUCUAGAACAACUAUUAUACAAUAUCCAACGCAUUCACAACAUGGGAUUCCUGACUAGUGACUCGACCACAACAGCUAUCCUGAUAUCCUUAAUCACCAACCAGGAUGUUAUUAAGAAAUCGAAGGUUACUCCCUUGGCUGUCUACAUCACGCUUAACAACUAUAAGAAGAAGACAAAGCCCCUAAAACACGAGAAAGCCAAAGUGGCUUUGGAGAAAGAACAGCGCCGUCGCUCACGCCAGAUUUACGACACCAAAGCCGAACGUUGGGAGUGGAACGUCGCCAGGAGACAUCCUAAGGAAGUCAAGCAUUGGGGUAUCGACCACCCGCCGAACCCUGCAGUGAUCUCGGCUCUGAACAAGUUGAUCGAUCAGACGUGGCUGCUGACAGCGCCCACCAACGCCCGUUACAUGAUCACCCUUGACAUGAGACACCAUAUGUUCAAAGGUCGUCAUUUCUGUAAGAACUACGUAAUACCGAAGAAAGGCAAGAAAGUGUCUGCCAAGGCGACGGUGCCGCCCACCACCGGCGGCGGCGAUGCUGACUCCGAAAACAAAAGCAAGAAACAUUUGUUGGCCGAGUGCUUCUACAACAAGCAUGUCACUCCUGGUCACGCUGCUAUAAUCGUGGCCCUGCAAAUCUUAAAGCGCGAGAAAGAGGUGAAGGUGGCCGUCUUUACCGAACAGGGCAUUGAGAUCGUCUCCAUUGAGCGCAACUUCAGUAGCAUCGAGGAAGCUGAAUUCCAGUUGAGGAAAGCCAACCUCGGCCGCGUGCAGCUAGACGCACCGAUCGAAUGGGCGUCCAAGAACAACCAAAAAGUGGACGUUUUCAUCAACAUGAUAGACCGGUCCUCUCGAUAUAUGGAGCUCGAGAAAAAUGCGCGCGGGGGUCGCGGACCUGGUGGCAGAUUCGGGCCCCCGCCGCCAGCGAACAAGGAGCUACAAGACCACUGCCCCGUAAGGGCCCUUGAACGCUACAGGAAAAAUGCUAACAUACCCGAUGCUAAGUUGGUAGUAAUGUCGCUGGCAUCUCACCGCUCGGGUACAACAGAUGGCAGCCACGAGGGCAUCCUCGAUAUCGUCGGCAUCGACGAGCAUGUCCCACAACUGCUUGACGCGUUUGCACUCGGCCUAUUCAAAUGAUCACCCGGCAAACCGACCGACCGUCAACACGUUCGAAUCGACCUCCUUACCUCAAUGUUGCAAUCAAUUCGAAUAAAUGACAUUCACUAUGCUACAGGUUAGAAAGAGACAGAACUAUACGAAGAACAGAGAAGAAAUUCUUCAAUUGUAUAACACGUAACAAGAUAGAGAAAGAUAUAGUUGUCUGACAAUAGGGCGUAGCACUGUAUCUUAUUGUUCUAUGUUUCUCUGAAAAGGAUUCGUAGUUACAAUGUCCCGUCUAACACUACUUGUAGAUCUGUCCCUCUUUUUCAGACAAUUUGUGGAAAGUCACCCUGUCGGAAUUAUAAUUGCAAAUCUGUCCAAUGACAUCACGCCAAUUAGCCUCAGUUUGAAACGGGCAGCCAAGAGGAGAUCAAUACCCUAGAAAUUUCCGACGGGCUUAAAUAUCUCUCAUGCAAACCAUAAUGUGUUCCGAGAACGGCUUUGAAAGAAAAAAGUUGAAAUUAAAUAUUUAGAUUUAGCAUUGCAUUAGAGGUGUGUUUCGCUUAUGUGCGUUAUUAUUAUUAGUUUUAUAUUAAUUGAUUUUACGCCAGUUAUACGAUCUCUAGCACAAUUUUAUCGGAACGACUAAUUAAAUAAAAAAGCUCUUCGACGUAAUUAAGUAAUCACAACUAAUUGUCUAACGUUUCACUGUACUUGUAAUGAUUUUAAGAGUGAGCAGGAUAGAAUCAUAUUAGAUCUGGAAAUAACUAAGUGUGCAGAUUUUCGAAUAAUUUUUUGAACUGUUAAGUUCCUUCCAAAGCCCAUGCGGUUUGACCAAAGUCCAAAAGGCAUAGGACCAAUGAAACAUUAACAAAAAAUAUACACAUUGGAGAAAUUAUAAACGUUAUUUAGUAUUUGAUCUUGCAAAUUCUUUAAACGACAAACCGUGUUGAAUUAUAAAAAUAAAGUAUAAAAAUAUAUGCUAAAUUUGAAUAGAGUAAGUUAGUGCUGUGUUUGUUAAGUUUUGCACUCUUGGAUCAGAUAAGCAAUAAUUGUGGGUUGUAGCUUAAAAUGUAAUAAGAAUAAACAGCCAGGUUCGCCAUUUUAUUCCUUUGAUAAGAAACUUCCAACUAUAAAUGAUCAACUUUGAAGAAAUUAAAGUUUCUUUGCCUUCGUUACAUAUUAGUUAACGGUGUUAAGUAUCUUCACUACAUAUUUAGUUAAGCGUGAGCUUUUAUCUUAAGUAAGAAGUGUAUCUCUAGGUUAAGCUUAGUUGUGUGUAGCUUGAACUACUUAUAACAACAGGGUCUUUUUGGUUUAUCAAAAUGUUGGCACCUGGUGUUAAAGUUAUACUGUAUUAUUUCAAUCAAUAAGGUGGUGACAAAGCAGGGAAAUAUCUCUUUUAUUUGGAAUGUAUAAAAGAGCGUAUUUUACAGUCCGAUCUACAUCUCGCCUCCGUGUUUGUCCGCCAGUACUUUCAUGUUGUUAUUGUACUGAUGUUAAAUUGUGUUAUUAACUUACGUAUGCCACAUAUGCGGUGAUGGAGUGGUUGUGUGAUUAAUGUUUUUGCCAAAGUAUUUAUUGCAUUUGUAAUAUUACCGAGUACUGGCUGGCAAACUUUAAAAUGUCUUAGCAAAUAGAAACUAAAUAGUAGUAUACCUUUCGUAUAGUUCAAUUGAAAACAGGUACAUGCUUAUACUUUUGUGUGCUGGUUGUUUAAAAUUAUCUUGACAUAUUCAACAUGAACUUU
This is a messenger RNA of Hyposmocoma kahamanoa, 3893 nucleotides long. RefSeq names its product 60 kDa SS-A/Ro ribonucleoprotein-like. The record is from RefSeq and is a predicted model, not a curated record. Bases 266 to 2179 code for a protein of 637 amino acids. Gene Ontology annotation, molecular function: RNA binding. The transcript has 11 exons. NCBI's taxonomy places the organism in Eukaryota, Metazoa, Arthropoda, Insecta, Lepidoptera, Cosmopterigidae. Gene Ontology annotation, cellular component: ribonucleoprotein complex.